Molecule: messenger RNA, 3804 nt
Organism: Paramuricea clavata
Lineage: Eukaryota; Metazoa; Cnidaria; Anthozoa; Malacalcyonacea; Plexauridae
Source: the annotation of a GenBank genome assembly
AUGUUUGAUAGAUUUAGCAAUACCACAACAACUAUCAACCGAAGCGACUCGGAUACUAGCGAAGGCAAAGCAAAUGGGCAAGAAGUGUGUUCAGACAAGCAGAACGAAGGCGAUUAUAUAAUGAAUUGCAAAGACUGUAGUAAAUUAUCUGUAGAAGUAGCAGAAAUAAAAUUGGACUUGGCUUUACUAUUCCUAAAAGUUAAUACUGCUGAGGCGCCGGAUACAUGUGAAUGCGAUCGGCUACGAGGCGAAAAUCAGCUAUUGAAAGAAGAAAUUAAACUACUCAAGGAAACACUGCAAGGCAUGGAAUUGUCAAAAUCGCCAAUUAACAUCGCUUUCGAUAAUAUGAAUAAUCAACCAACCGUCACAGACAAUGACUCUGUCGUGCUAAUUGAUAUAGAAGAAUCCGAAGUGAACGUAAACACUAGUAUAAAUAAUUUACUAUCUGCAAUAGACAAUGACAAACAAUAUAAUACCCGAGGGCCAGUUGUUAAUGACUCUCUUAUGAAAUAUAGCAAUCCCAAUAAACCAGUUAGUCAUGCUGAUGAACCAGUCGUCCAUGACUCCCUGACCUCAUUUGACCAUCUCCUAAAAGAAAAGGCCGCUCUAAAUGCCAGCACGCACCGUCAUAAGAGGAAUCAAGUGUAUAGUUCUCUAACUAACACAACACGUUUUUCGAAACCUAAUUACCGGCGCAAUCAGUUUUCCAAGCCUAAAUAUCAAUAUCGUCAAACAAAUUUUCCCUCAAAGAAUUUUCGAAGCGUCGCUAUCGAAGGAUUCCGAAACCAAGAACAACAACCGCAGUAAGUACAGACACAAGAGCAAGCCAAUUCAACCCGAUAUUCAAAGUGAAACCUUUCCAAUCAAAGUCAGAGUUACAGCUCGGAGAAACGAAGUCCUGGGAAGCCUACCUACAGUUCGUCAACCGCACCUUGGACCAGUUUGGAACCCUCGUUUAGGCGCAAUCCAACGGACAUGUGAUAAUCAUACCUCUCAGAGGAAGGUAAAUUUUAACAAUUUAAUUAACAUUAAAACUAAUACAAACUCUCUCCCCCCCAUUGGAAAGCGCUGCCUGCCCAACCUUCUCAUUUCCAAUGUGCGCUCAAUUGCCUCUAAGAUAGAUGAAUUAAGUGUCGUUGUUUCCAUCAACCAAAUCGACAUUGUGUGUAUUACUGAGACUUGGCUUUCCUCUACGAUUCCCGACUCGGCAAUAUCUCUUCCAAAUUUUAAUAUUAUUAGAAAUGAUCGCUCUUCAUCUUGUGGAGGUGGAGUGUGCAUUUUUAUAAACAACAGUAUAUAUUGUCAACGCCUAACUGCUUUUGAAGAUCCUACAGUUGAGUCCUUGUGGCUCCUCGUUAGACCCACAUGGCUCCCCCGCUCGACUUCAGUUAUACUAUUGGCUGUAAUCUACCACUCCAAUCAGCUGGCCACACCGACAAUGUAAACCUUUAUUCUCAUAUCCAAACCAAUGUUGAUACUUUCAUGCAAUCACAUCCUGAUGCCCUUGUUUUAAUCACAGGAGACUUCAAUUAUAGGAGUACUGGUUUCAACGCAAAAUAUAUCCAAAGAUCAAUUGGCCUUUUCCAAAUAAUUAAGGUGCAUACUAGAGAUAAUGUAACCUUAGACUGGUGCCUAACUAACCGCAAUGAUAGCUUAUACGAUCCUAUCAAAUUUCCACCUCUAGGAAACAGUGAUCAUAACAUGGUUUGUUUAAAAUCCCUAAAUCCCCCUUUAAAACCUGAUAAAGUUAAGGUAUGGAAGCGGGACCUUAGGGAAAGCUCGUUACAACCUUUUGGCCGCUGGAUAACUUCAUUUGAUUGGUCAGAUGUUUUUACUACAAAUGCGUGCGAAGAUAAAUAUGGAAAAUUUAAUGACAUAAUGAGUGAUAUGAUUGAUAUUUUACUCCCUUUGAAAAGAACUAAAGUAACUAAAUGUGACAAACCAUGGCUGACGUCAUCAAUAAAAGAGUUAAUUAUAAAACGUCAAAAAGCUCUCCAUUAUUAUGGGAAAAAUUCUGAUGCGUAUAAACUCUGGCGAAACCAAGUCCAGCAAUCAAUUAAAUCGGCCCGAUUUAAGUAUUAUGCCCAAUCAGUUGAGAAACUAAAAACUUCCAAUCCCUCAAGAUGGUGGAAACAAAUUAAGUCGUUGGGUGGUAUAUCUUCCAAAAGUUGUUGGUAUAAUCAACUACUUUCUAAUGAUAUUCCUAAUUGCCAUGACUUGGCUGAAGUAUUUAACUGUUUCCUUUCCGGUCUUACAUCACAUUUUACUCCUUUAACACGCGAGGAAGAACAAUUGGAUUUCAAUGUACCAGGUGAAUACCUCAUCGACGCUAAUAAAGUGUACAAUGAACUCCGCAAAAUUAAAACCAAUAAAAGCCCUGGUCCAGAUAUGAUACCUAACAAAAUUUUGAAAGUCUUUGCAUAUGAACUUGCUCCAGUUAUUACGGACAUUUACAAUUCGUCUAUCAUUCAGGGCGUGUUUCCGAUGAACCUCAAACGGUCUAUUGUAGUUCCAAUCCCUAAAGUCUCACUACCUCAAAGCGUGGAGGACGAUCUAAGACCCAUAUCAUUAACGUCCCAAAUUUCUAAGGUCAUGGAGGGGUUCACCUUGACAAAAUUAUUUGCCCAAAUUGAGAGUAAAUUGGACACGAAGCAGUUUGCGUUACCAGGGAAAUCUACGACUCACGCCCUAACAUACCUCCUGCACACCAUUUUGUCUUCCCUUGAGAACACUUCCUGCUCCGCUAGAUUGUUUUUUGUAGACUUUAAAAAGGGGUUCGAUCUUGUUGAUCAUAAUGUCAUAAUAUGCGAGCUGGAAAAUCUUGGUGUACAUCCUGCCAUAGUGAGGUGGAUAAAAGCUUUUCUUAGCAACCGUGAACAGUGUGUGCGAAUUGAAAACUCAUACUCGUCGUGGAAGAAAACAAACGGUGGUCUACCACAAGGAACAAAACUAGGCCCGCUACUUUUUGCAGUCCUUGUAAAUUCUUUGCUCAAGGAUUGGCCUGGGAGAGUCAAAUUUGUCGACGAUACUACGGUCUUGGAAAUAAUUCCACGAUGUUCACCCAGCUUCCUACCAAUUAUCGUGGACCAAAUAUCCGAUUAUGCAAACGAACGAGGAAUGAGACUAAAUCCAAAGAAAUGCAAAGAUAUGGUUAUUACGUUUCUUAAGUAUAAACUGGUAGAAAAUGACAUUUUUAUAGGCGGCGAUGUGGUGGAGAGAGUCUCCAGUUUUAAACUACUAGGCGUGUGGUUGACUAACAAUCUUUCGUGGGAUAUACACGUAGAUAAAAUUUUAAAGAAAGCGAAUUCACGCAUCUAUGCUUUACGCCUAUUAAAGAAAGCUGGAUUGAGCCCUUUAAACAUUGUUCAUAUUUAUUGUGCAGUUAUAAGAUCCCAGUUGGAGUAUGCAUCACCAGUUUGGUCCGCUCUUCCAAAGACAUUAUCAGACCUUAUUGAGUCGGUGCAAAAAAGAGCUUUAAAAAUCGCGUAUCCCCAUCUAUCUUAUGAUGAAGCAUUACACAAAAGUAACAUUAAACUACUGAGUACAAGAAGAGAAGAAGCAUGUAGGAAAUUAAUUAACUCACUUCGAGACCAAGAUUCGCCACACACCCCUUUAACUGCAAUAGUUAAAUCCGGUCUACCAGACCGAACUCAUAAUUAUGAUCUGCGUAAUAAUAAUCCGCAACUCUUACCGAUUAUGUCUGAACGGUUAAAGAACUUUUUUACCAUUAAAUAUAGUUAACAUUUUAUUAAUACAUUUUUAUAAUAGGUAGUUAAUAAUAAGUAUAUAACAUUGUUAACGUAA